GGCCGCGAAUCGAGGUCCCCUAGGCGCCAAGCUCGAGCGACAGGCCCGCGCGGGUCCGAGACCAUGGAGGGCACCUUGGCCAAGGAGACGCGGGAUCGGCAGCGACGAGGCAAGGAGGCCAGGUUCAAAAGCACGACGCCGCAGACGCCGUCCACUGUGCAAAGCACGUCACUCCUUGGCAUGAUAUUGAGUUAAGCUACGUGCCGUAUGUGCCGUGGACUUGUGCCGCAUUCCGCAUUCCGCACUCCGCAGCUAUGUACCGUAUCAUGGACAUUGUAUGCUGGAGCGGCUUCAGACGUCUCCUACCGAGUAUCCGUACGUAUGUACGUAGUAGAGGGCUCUGCAACGUCAGUGGAAAGCCGCCGUCUCGUGUGCCCGACACGAGCGUCUGUCUCAAUGCCAUUAGGAUUAGGGGUUCCUCAAAGAUAGGGCUUGCAAUGCAAGCAAGCAAUCCAGUGCACUGCAUUGCAGGCCAACAACCCCCAAGUCCCAUCAGUGGCUUUCUCAAGGACAAAGUCGACCGAAGCUGCCUUGGUCCCUACCCACGGAUGCAUGCUUCCAACGUCGGCUCCCGCUUAAUUAUUUGUUGUUUCCAUGCGGGUGAAAAGUUGGAGUCGGCGCUGGCGUUACAUCCCAGGCGUAGGUGUGCACACUUCACACAGCACAAUUGGCCCAACAGGACCGGUUGCGCGCGGCCAAGCAUGGGAUGGGUGAUUCAUGAUGAAUACCAAAUCGAGAUACGGAGCAGCUCCCGCAGGCAGUUGGAUGUCAGUAACUCGCAGCGAGGCGGUUGCGACCGGUAUGUAACUCGAGCUCUCGCAAACUACACUCCUUACUGUACUAUAUGUACCACACGAUCCAUCCAGUGAAACUCGACGAUGUGAUUUGGACGCUCCACUUUGGCGUCCAAAGGCUAGGGCCGAGUAGUAGCGCGCUGUAGCAGGAGCAGGAGCGAUAGCGGUAGCAAGUGUCGGUCAGGUCAUGUCUGGUUAGGGAAGUUGAAGUACGUUGGUGAUGGGAUCAAAUUCGUGCCGCACACCUCAGCUCUCUCCAUGUCAUUGUCAGCCUACCUUACCUGGGUAGGCAAUAAGGAUUCGACGGGAUUCCAGUCCCAGCUCAGAAAGGAGGAAAUGUAGCAGAAGCGGGAAGGUAUGGAUGAUGGAGGUGACGGAAGGUGAGGCGGCCGACAGUUCAGUCCCAGUCCUCAG
Molecule: messenger RNA, 1208 nt
Organism: Lasiosphaeria miniovina
Lineage: Eukaryota; Fungi; Ascomycota; Sordariomycetes; Sordariales; Lasiosphaeriaceae
Exons: 1
Coding region: 255-869 (204 amino acids)
Source: RefSeq, a predicted model, not a curated record